AUGUGGCAGUCUUUGAAACAUAUCAACUGUGCAAAAAGAGGGAUAGAUGUACUCAAUGUUCACAAAUUUUUUCAAAUUUUAAUUAAGUAUUUACUAAGAUUUUUCAUUUUGAGUUUAGCCAGGAGAAGAAUUACCCAGUUAUCUGAGCAACUUCGACUAAAUCAACAAUGUAUAGAUCUUGCUUAUAAUAUUUACAAAAUGGUGUUAGCUAGACGAUUGACGAGAGGACGAAAAAAUUCUCAUGUUAUUGCUGCAUGUAUUUAUAUUGCAUGCAGAAAUGAAAGAACUCCUCAUAUGCUAUUGGAUUUAAGUGAUGUUUUACAGGUAAAUGUUUAUGAGCUUGGAAAAACAUAUUUAAAGUUUGUCAGUGUCCUAUGCCUUAAAUUUCCUGAAUUAGAUCCUUGUCUAUAUGUACCUCGUUUUGCACAUCAGUUAGAAUUUGGAAAUAAAACACAUGCUGUAAGUACAACUGCAAUGAGACUUGUACAGCGGAUGAAAAGAGAUUGGAUGAAUACUGGAAGACGACCAUCAGGUUUAUGUGGUGCUGCUCUGUUAGUGGCUGCUAGAUUGCAUGAUUUUAAUAGAACAAUUAAAGAUAUCAUUAAAAUUGUCAGAGUUUGUGAAGCUACUGUAAGAAAGAGGCUAACAGAAUUUGGUGAUACACCCACAAGUCAGUUGACAUUGGAUGAGUUUAUGAAUAUUGAUUUGGAAGAAGAACAAGAUCCUCCUUCUUUUAAAGAAGCAAAAAGAAAGCAAAAACUCCAACAAUUGGAAGAAAGUGGUUUAGAAGAAGUUACAAAUAAAAUAACUGAAUUUCAAGAGUUGAUUGAAAAAGCUUUAGAGGAUAAAAGGAAGAAAUUCCGAGGUCCUUAUGCAAAAUAUAGCCAGUUUACUCCACAAGAGGAACAAAAUUUAUCUGAGAAUGACAUUACUGAGCAGUUUAUAAUGGAAGAAACUAUUGAAUCCAUUCAAGAUGUUGUUGGACAGGAUAUUACUAGUAGCAAAGAAGAAGUUGUUAGUGAAUCAAAUUAUACUCCAGUUCAUCCGACUGCUGCUAGCCUAGGUUUGAAGGAAAGUAUAGAAGAAUGUAUGCGAAAAAAGCCUGUAGAAGAUGAAGAAAGCAAUGAUGGUGAAUUGGACACUGUGGAUUUAGAUGAGGAAGAGAUUGAUUCACCCAGUAGCAGAUACAAGGAUGCUAUGAUAGCUUGUAAACAGGAAGAAAUAAGGCAAGAAAAAGAGCAGAUUGAGAAAUUGAUGGCUGCAGAAAUGAUGAGAGCUAAAAAAUUUCUUGCAGAAGCUAAUAAGGAGACUGGGGACAUUAAUGAGCAAUUGCAAGAACUGCAAAGCAAGAUAAUUAGAAAUGGAUUNGAUGCGAUGGAAAGUAUGAUAAGAGAUAAAAAGUUAUCCCGGAAGAUAAAUUACGAAGUACUUGAAAAUCUUUACACUAAAGAUACAAAACCAAAUGAAACAGAAAAGGAACCUGAAAAACCUGUAGCAAAACAUUCCAGACAAAGACCUAAAAUAGUUCAAAAAGGUGGAGAACCACCAGAAAGUAUUAAAAAUGUCAUGUCUUCUAUUUUUGAACAAAGCCAUAAACGAACAUCUUUACCAAUUGAUGAUGAUGAAGAGCACAUACAAAAAAUUUUCAAAAGAGAAAUGGAGAAAAAGGCAAUUGAAGAAACAAAAUCCAAAGAAACUCCAGAUAUUGAAAUUAUUAAAGAGGAACUUAUUAAAGAUGAUAAAAUUGUUUUAAGAGAAGACGACAUACCAGAAGAUGAAUUAGAAGAAUCAGAUUUAGAAGAGGAGGAAGACGAAAUGCAUUUAAGUGCUGCUCAAUUACUCGAGAAACACAGAGGAGAAGAACUUUAUUAUUCCGGAGGAGAAGAAGAAUAUUAUGAUUGAAACAAAUAUUGCUUAAUUUGUAAAUUAAUUUGUACAGUUUUUCUAUAUAUGUAAACAAUUAUGUGGUCUUUAUUAAAUAUCGAUCAAUUAUUGAAUUUAGAUUACCUGUUUAAAAUUUUAUAUACCAUAUACCUUAUUUUGAGUAUGCAUGCAUACAAAGGCUCACAGUACUAGUGUUUGGCAUUAAAAAAAAUUUAUUCAGAGAAAAUAUGUAAGAGGAAAUGGAAUUGAUUGUGACUAAUUUUCAUAAUCAGUGGCACACUUAUAGAAUUUUUACUACUACUUAUUUACAUGUUCUUGUAAAAGUUAGAACAAUAGAAUUAUGAAAGAUUAUCAGUGAAGAUACAAUUAUAAAGGGCUUCCAGAAAUGUCGAGUGUUUUUCUAAAGUCAUCGACAGAAACGCAUCAAUGUCUAAUCAAGUAAGUUGCCAAGUUUGUUUAGGAAAACUAUUUGUCAAGUUUGUCGUCUCUGAGACGUGUGAGCUCAGUGACCAAUCAACAAGAUAUGUCAGCAUUUUUCAUUUACACUGUGUAACUUUUAGGAACAUUUUUGGAGAAAGCAAUGACUAAGAUCACACACAUCACAUUACUGACAACUCAAACAGAACACAGGAUGAUAUACUGUUUGAGGAGGCCAAAAUCCACAACGUGAUGGAAUGACGAAAACAAAAGUAAUGAAGAGUCAUCUCAACAACUUUCCAAACAUUUUAAAUACAAAUAAAAUAAAUAACAAAAGGUCAAUUUGUAUUCGGGUCCUAAUUUUCAAAAAGUAAGGACUCCAAAAUUGGGAGUCCACUUAUAUUCGAACCUCUUAAGCCAUACAUUGCAAUACUCUUGCUCUUAUGCUUUAUUAGAUAUAUUAUAAAAAGAAACCAUAUGGUCGGUUUGAAAAGUUUAGAAUAAUUUAACUACAUCACAAUGUGCCGAAUCCCAAACGACAAUAACUAGGUGAAAUAAAAAAAAAAUUAUAUAAGCGGAUAUUUCGCCCGGUCUUUUAGCUGUAUUUUCACCCAAAAAAAUUUCUAAAUAAAG
Centruroides sculpturatus (bark scorpion) is the source of this 2934-nucleotide messenger RNA. RefSeq names its product transcription factor IIIB 90 kDa subunit-like. Gene Ontology annotation, biological process: transcription preinitiation complex assembly; DNA-templated transcription initiation; transcription by RNA polymerase III. Gene Ontology annotation, cellular component: transcription factor TFIIIB complex; transcription preinitiation complex; nucleus. The transcript is spliced from 16 exons. Bases 1 to 1902 code for a protein of 633 amino acids. NCBI's taxonomy places the organism in Eukaryota, Metazoa, Arthropoda, Arachnida, Scorpiones, Buthidae. Gene Ontology annotation, molecular function: TBP-class protein binding; RNA polymerase III general transcription initiation factor activity; RNA polymerase III type 3 promoter sequence-specific DNA binding. The record is from RefSeq and is a predicted model, not a curated record.